UAAGCACCCAAAAAGAAUCUUCCAUUUACAAUCGGAUCCUUCCCUUCCCUUCCCUCCUUCCCUAAUCAUUUCUCUCUCUGAAUCUGCUCCAACUUUCUCCAAUCUCAACUCUGAUUGACUCUCACCGACUGUGGCGAAGCGAAGCACCUCCAAUUAUGUCGAUUCACCGCGUGAUUCUCGCUAAUUAAUUCCGAGAUAGGAUCUGGAGCAGCAGCAGCAGAGCUUCUUGCAAAACUAGGGUUUAAGGAUCUAAAUGGUCUUUAAGAAUCUAGUUGGGAUGAUUAUGGGCUGUCUUGGAUUUGGGGGCAAGCAGCAGCCCGAGAAUGGGGAAUCUAAUUUGUGUCUUGAUUCGGACAAUGUUCGUGAGUUUGAUCCGCCUAGGGUUCGGCUGAGCGACGGCAGAUACUUGGCUUACAUUGAGCGAGGAGUCCCCAAGAACAAUUCCAAUUUUCAAGUCAUUGUCGUCCAUGGCUUCGGCAGCUCCAAGGAGAUGAAUUUCAUGGCUACCCAAGAAUUGUUGGAAGAGUUGAAGAUAUGCCUAAUUAUGUUCGAUCGAGCCGGAUACGGCAAAAGCGAUCCGAACCCAAAGAGAUCGCUUAAAAGCGAAGCCUCCGACAUCGAGGAGCUUGCCGAUAAAUUGCAGUUGGGAUCGAAAUUUUAUGUGCUCGGAGUGUCGAUUGGAUGUUACCCCGUGUGGAGUUGCCUUCAAAGACUACCGAAUAGGCUUGCCGGCGCGGCGCUUGUUGUCCCGUAUAUAAACUAUAUGUGGCCGACGCUUCCUAACGACCUAAUAAAGGACGACUACCGAAAAGGGCUUUCCCGAUGGUCGGUUUUCGUCGCGCGCUACACUCCGCGGUUGUUGCAUUGGUGGCUUACUCAAAAAAUCUUCCCAUCGUCCUCUGUCCUCGAUCGAAAUCCUGUUUUCUUUUGCAAGAAGGACUUGGAUGUGUUGAAGUAUACGCCAGGCUUCCAAGUUCUGAACAAGAACAAGAUACGGGAUCCAAUUGUGUUCGACUCCCAUCGCCGCGACUUCAUAGUGGCGUAUGGUAAAUGGGACUUCAACCCGAUGGAUUUGGGCGACCCGUACCCGGAAAAUGAAAACGGGGGCACGGUGCAUAUUUGGCAGGGCCGGGAGGACAAGGUCGUCCCGGUUCAGCUUCAAAGAUUUGUGUCGGAAAAGUUGCCGUGGAUACGGUACCAUGAAGUACCCGACGGCGGGCAUUUUCUUGUCUACGACGCCGAUGUGUGUGAAGCUAUCCUGAGGUCCCUUUUGCUCGGGGAUGAUCCUCCGAUGUAUCGACCUGGGUCGCCGCCGUCGUCAUCGUCGUCGACAUAGCUUUAUUUUCUUUUUAAUUUCAUUUGUAUUAAUACUCAUCAAAAGAAUUUGAUGAUUGAGAUGUGAAUAUGUUGUGUGCAUAACUUGGUGAAUGAAAUGAACUCACUAUUAAUUUGUUUCAAACAAGGCUGGAUUUGUCAAUGUUGUUACUACACAAUUUUUUUAUUU
This is a messenger RNA of Andrographis paniculata, 1504 nucleotides long. RefSeq lists its product as uncharacterized. The coding region runs from base 254 to 1336 and encodes 360 amino acids. The record is from RefSeq and is a predicted model, not a curated record. NCBI's taxonomy places the organism in Eukaryota, Viridiplantae, Streptophyta, Magnoliopsida, Lamiales, Acanthaceae. The transcript is spliced from 5 exons.